Messenger RNA from Paracoccidioides brasiliensis Pb18, 1776 nucleotides. Its product is annotated as glycosylphosphatidylinositol-alpha 1,2 mannosyltransferase. The coding region runs from base 1 to 1776 and encodes 591 amino acids. The transcript is spliced from 4 exons. Gene Ontology annotation, biological process: GPI anchor biosynthetic process. Gene Ontology annotation, cellular component: endoplasmic reticulum membrane. Gene Ontology annotation, molecular function: alpha-1,2-mannosyltransferase activity. The record is from RefSeq and is a predicted model, not a curated record.
AUGUGGAGACGAACUUACCUGCUGCUCCUCCUGGUCCGCGUCUACUUCGCCUUCUCCCCCAGCUAUAUCCAUCCCGAUGAGAAUUUCCAGGGGCCCGAGGUUUUCGCUGGCCAAGUAUUCUCCUACCCAUCCCACCGAACUUGGGAGUUCACUUCGGACCAUCCCAUCCGCAGCGUCUUCCCACUAUGGAUCGUCUACGGCCUGCCCAUGACCCUCCUGAAGUGGUUGUGGGCUGAGGCCGGCACGGGGAGUACCCCUACAGACCUGAUAUACUACGUGCUUCGAGGCGGGAUGUUCCUCCUGAGCUUCGUGCUUGAGGACUGGGCUAUGCAUGAGCUCGUGUCGUCCCCGCGCCAUCGUCGCCAGGCCGUGGUACUGGUCGCAUCCUCCUAUGUUACCUGGACAUAUCAAUCGCAUACGUUUUCGAACUCGUUGGAGACUUUGCUCGUGGCCUGGGGCUUGGUUUUGAUACAGCGCAUUCUUGAGAAUAAGCAACACUCUUCGAUUUUCGCAUGCGCUAUCUUAUCCUUCGUGCUUGUUACGGGGGUUUUUAAUAGAAUCACUUUUCCAGCCUUUGUUUUGAUACCCGGACUUAAAUUGGUCCCCCAUUUCCUUAAUAAACCCCUUUCCCUCCUGGCAGUGAUAACAUUCGGUUUCAUAUCCUGUCUCAUCGCCAUAUCCAUCGACACAGCCUUCUACAGUGCAUCUCCAACAUCCCUCACCUCCAUCUUGCGCAAACCCAUCAUAACCCCCCUAAACAACCUCCUGUACAAUUCUACCACGUCAAAUCUCGCCAAUCACGGCCUGCACCCACGCUACACCCAUGUCCUCAUUAACCUCCCCCAGCUCCUCGGCCCCAUCUACCUCCUCCUCUUCUACUCCUUCAAAUCCCCAAGCACCUCCUAUUUCUCCCUCCGCAACCUCCGCGCCAUCUCCUCCCUGUCCGCCACUGCCAUCCUCUCCAUCUUCCCCCACCAAGAAUCCCGCUUCCUCAUCCCCUGUAUUCCCCUCCUACUAACCUGCUUCCACCCUCCCCGCUCCCGCCUCUUCCUUAUAUCAUGGGUCCUCUUCAACGCCGCCCUAGGCACGCUCAUGGGCAUCUAUCACCAGGGAGGCGUGAUACCAGUGCAGCUUCAAAUCCCCACCAUCCUCGCCAACUCCACAGCACCACCUCCCCAUUCCCUCGCGAGGAAUACAGGUAGCCCGCCAAUGCCCAACGGCACCGCAACGGUCUUCUGGUGGAAGACUUACUCUCCACCCACGUGGUUGCUAGGUGAUCUGAGCGUCAGCAACGCCACAGGCGUACCUCCCCUCUCCUUCUCCAACAUUUCUACCGUGGACCUGAUGGGCAUCCCGGGAUUGGAUAUGAUGCAGAGACUCGAGCAGGCAGUUCCCAAAUGCGAGCAGUGGCAUUCUUCACCUACGCAGAAACGAGAACAAGAACAUGCUCAGAACAGUAUUGGUACUCACAAAGUCGCCAUCAACUACGAUAAUCCGGUCCUCCUCGUUGCGCCAAAUUCUAAUACGUUUCUGGACAAAUAUGUCAAUAAUUACGGCUCUGGACAUGCAGAUACGACUACCGAUACAGCAACAGAUAGAAUUGCGGACCCGCAAUCUCUGCAAUUACUUCUCCUCUGGUCCCACGCGCGUCAUGUGAGUUUGGAUGAUAUGGACUUUGGCGAGGAUGGGGUAAUUGCGACGCUGAGGCGGGUGAUAGGGAGGAGGGGGUUGAAUGUUUGGCUUGUGGGGAGAGGGGUUUGUUUAGGGUGGAAUUGA